UUAUUAUUAUUAUUAUUAUUAUUAUUACCAUCCGCUUUCAAUACCUUUCCACAGGAUUGUAUAAUCUAACAUAAGCAGUUAGUAAACCUCUAGUUAAGACAAAUCCCAAUUCCUACCACCCCAUGGCAGCCCUCCCGCGCUUCACCCUAAUAUUCUACGCGCCCCCCUCCGCCCUCGCAGCCUGCAAAUCCGCCAUCUUCGCCGCGGGCGCAGGCCGCUACCCCGGGCCGGGGAACUACACCGAGUGCUGCUGGGCGACCCUGGGCACAGGCCAGUUCCGGCCGGGCGACGCCGCGAACCCGCAUAUCGGCGCCGUCGGGGCCCUCGAGGAAGUCCCCGAGGUCCGCGUCGAGACCCUGUGCGUCGGCGAGGACGUCGUUAAAGCCGCUGUUGGGGCGCUUAAGGGCGCUCAUCCCUACGAAGAGCCUGCCUACCACGUCAUCAAGCUGGAGGAUUAUUGAGCACGCAUGGUGAACCUGCGAUUAGAUGGGAAAUCGUGAGAUGGGCGGUCGUGCUAGGGACACCUAAGUUCACCUUUACUCUAUG
Molecule: messenger RNA, 546 nt
Organism: Daldinia decipiens
Lineage: Eukaryota; Fungi; Ascomycota; Sordariomycetes; Xylariales; Hypoxylaceae
Product: GTP cyclohydrolase 1 type 2/Nif3
Exons: 2
Coding region: 123-461 (112 amino acids)
Source: RefSeq, a predicted model, not a curated record